Messenger RNA from Penaeus indicus, 1673 nucleotides. Its product is annotated as L-fucono-1,5-lactonase-like. The transcript is spliced from 7 exons. NCBI's taxonomy places the organism in Eukaryota, Metazoa, Arthropoda, Malacostraca, Decapoda, Penaeidae. Gene Ontology annotation, molecular function: hydrolase activity. The coding region runs from base 125 to 979 and encodes 284 amino acids. The record is from RefSeq and is a predicted model, not a curated record.
UGCCAUCUUUCGGGUUAUUACAGCAACCUUAGGUCUCGAACUUCUCGCCAAAGAUAACAAACAGUUAAGCAGUAUUCAGUGUUGGAUCCCCAGGCCUCCUAUUCCUCUGCCCUCUUUUGCAAGCAUGGAUCCUUGGGCAGAUAGAAUACUCGAUUCACAUUGCCACCUGUACGAACUGGGGAGGUUCAAGUACCCUUGGCCAACGCCGGACUUGACUGCCAUCUACAAGGACCACCGUGUCGAGGACCUAUGGGCGGCGAUGGAACCUUCACCCGCCCGCGAGGUCGUCUUCGUACAGUGCCUCAACGACUCGCCAGAGGAAGCCAAAUGGGUCAUGAGCUUGGCCAAGGAGCAUCCCCGCAUCAAGGGCAUCGUGGCUGGACUUGACCCUUCGCACCAGCAGUUCGAGAGUCGGCUGACGGCGCUGAAGUCCGAGGUGCCGAUCCUGGUGGGCGUGAGACAUAUCCUGGACUUGGAACCUCGACCGAAUUACCUGGAGUUAGAGGAGGUCGCUGCCGGUGUCCGAGCCUUGCACCGACAUGACAUGACCUUUGACCUGCUCCUGAGACCCCCACUGCUGGAGGGGGCGACGGUGCUGGCCAGCCGAGUGCCCGAAGCGAGGAUGGUGGUGGAUCACUUGGCCAAACCCUACAUUAAGGACGGCCAGCUGGACCCGUGGCGCCAACACAUCGCCGCCAUCGCUCGCUUCCCCAAUGUCUACUGCAAGCUCUCGAGCAUGGUGACUGAGGCAGACUGCGAUAAGUGGAAACCAGAGGAUCUCCGUCCGUAUGUCGAGCAUAUGAUAGCCGUGUUCGGAUGUGAUCGCCUCAUGUUCGGUUCCGACUGGCCCGUGUGUCGUCUCGCUAGAGCGGAUUACGACACCGUAUUUUCCACCCUACGCGGACUCCUGAGCCACCUGCCGGAGCAACAGCUGGAAAAGAUCUUCUGCAGCAACGCCAGGAACUUCUACAAAGUUUAGAGCGUUUCGUUGAGUUAUUACUUUAGGUGAUCGAAGAAUUUUGGGUCCUUCUCGUCUGUUUUUAUUCUUUUAUUAUCUACUGUAUCUUAUGUUUUUCUUUUUUUUUCUCUCUUUUUUCGCAUUUUCUUGUGUUUUUCUCUCUUUUUCUCAUUUUGUUUCCUCUUUUCUUUUCUAUUUUUUUCCGUGAACUUAUUUUCCUUUUCUUGUUCUUGUCUGGCUUCUCUUUUUCUUCUUAUCCUCUUCAUUAUUAUUAUUAUCUUUUCAUCUUCAUAUUUUCUCCUCUUUCUUUUCUCCUUCGUCUUCUUCUGCUGCUGCUUCUUCUUCUUCUUCUUCUUCUUCUUCUUCUUCUUCUUCUUCUUCUUCUUCUUCUUCUUCUUCUUCUUCUUCUUCUUCUUCUUCUUCUUCCUCUUCUUCUUCCUCUUCCUCUUCUUCUUCCUCUUCUUCUUCCUCUUCCUCUUCAUCUUCAUCUUCUCUCAUCCUUCUUCCCGUAUUUCUUCUGACACCCACUUCUUCCCUUCUUGAGUGUGAAAUAAAAUACUCGACAUUGUGAUAUCAUGUCAAUCUUAAAGGGAAUAUCUGACAAAUUAAUGUUAUCAGAAAGAGAAAUAAUAUUCAUUCUGUUAAACUAUAAAUCUGUUUUUUAUCAAACACCAUAAACUACAUUAUAUUGUUUUGAUAAAAUUAUCUUUUUUUU